Messenger RNA from Nilaparvata lugens (brown planthopper), 1553 nucleotides. Its product is annotated as cystathionine beta-synthase. The coding region runs from base 312 to 1445 and encodes 377 amino acids. Gene Ontology annotation, molecular function: cysteine synthase activity; cystathionine beta-synthase activity. The record is from RefSeq and is a predicted model, not a curated record. The transcript is spliced from 9 exons. Gene Ontology annotation, cellular component: cytoplasm. NCBI's taxonomy places the organism in Eukaryota, Metazoa, Arthropoda, Insecta, Hemiptera, Delphacidae.
ACUCAGUUUCAUCUGGUACUUCAUUGGUAGAUCAUAUAAAGCUUUUGUUAGUGUAUUUUGUUUCAAAAUUAUUGUUCACAGUAUUUCAAUAAAAAUUUAUUACAGUAGUUACAACAUUUUAUAUUUUUAAGGCUAUAAAUCACUAGUGUAAUAUUUUAGCUGAGAAGUAAAAUACAGGUAGCUAUUUCUUUUUACUUAGGUUACUUACUUUACUUUUUUUACUUCUGUUGUCUUCGCCGCAGUCUGCUGACCGGGGAAUUGUCAUUGUCCCUUGAACGGGGUUUUCCACGGCACUAGCCGCUAUCUGAGGAAUGGCGACUAGUAACGGAACCCAAGACAAAGCAGGUGGGGACUAUGUUUUUGAAAGAGACUUUAUCUACCCAAAUGCACCCAGUAAAUGCACGUGGAAGGCGGGCAGUGCCAACGAUGCCAACAAUCCUCAUCAAAUCAAACAGUUGAAGCCAAGACCGAAAUUAAUGGACAACAUUUUGAGUGCGGUUGGUAACACUCCAAUGGUCAGACUCAAUAAUAUUCCCAAAGCAGAAGGAAUUGUCUGUGAAAUGUAUGCAAAAUGUGAAUAUUUGAACCCUGGUGGCAGUGUGAAAGAUCGCAUAGCUUUGAGAAUGAUCGAGAUCGCGGAGGCCAGUGGAGAUAUCAAACCUGGAUACACAUUGAUUGAGCCUACUUCAGGAAACACUGGUGUUGGUCUAGCAAUGGCGGCAGCCGUUAAGGGCUACAAGUGCAUAAUAGUGAUGCCACUGAAGAUGUCGAACGAGAAGGUGAACAUUCUGAAGGCGCUGGGAGCCGAAAUUGUGCGCACGCCCACUGAGGCCUCAUUCGACAGUCCGCAGGGACUCAUCUCGGUCGCUCAGGAGAUCCAGAAGAAAACGCCAAACUCUAUCAUUCUCGAUCAGUACAGGAACGCAGGCAACCCGCUAGCGCACUACGACGGAACGGGUGCGGAAAUUCUGGACCAAUUGGACGGCCGCGUGGACAUGGUGGUGGCCGGAACAGGUACCGGAGGAACGAUUAGCGGAAUCGGUCGUUACUUCAAGGACCACAGUCCGGCCACUGUUGUCGUGGGCGCCGACCCGUGUGGUUCCAUCUUGGCACAGCCCGAAGCGCUCAACGAAAGCGAUGUCACCUUUUACGAGGUCGAGGGUGUCGGCUAUGACUUUCUGCCCACUGUUAUUGAUCGCAGUGUAAUUGAUAAAUGGGUCAAGACAAAGGAUGUGGAUGCCUUACCGAUGGCCAGGAGGCUGAUCAGAGAAGAAGGACUUCUGUGUGGUGGCAGCAGUGGAGGCAUAAUGUGGGCAGCCUUGCAGGCAGCGAAAGGCCUUAGAGCGGACCAACGCUGUGUUGUCGUUCUGGCCGACAACGUUCGCAACUACAUGACCAAAUUCGUAUCUGACGACUGGAUGAAGGAGCGCAAGCUGCUAGCUUAAUCACUGAUCUGGUUGCUGAAUGAAAAAAUUGAAGAUUAUUUUUUGUAAAAUACUGUGGAUGUUAUUAAAUUACUUUUUACAAUAAAUUUUUGGUACUUUUAUCUUUAA